AAAUUGAACUUUGGUCACACUGCUCAAAUCGGAACUUGUGCUUUUUCACGACACGAAUUUGCAAAUAAAUUAUUGUUUUCUCUUUUGCAAUACCAGAUCCAAACUCUAAAUCAGGAUGUCUGAAUCUGAUUGGGACACAGUAACUAUUCUUAGGAAAAGGCCACCAAAGGCAUCUGCGCUGAAGACUGAACAGGCUGUGAACGCCGCACGUCGCCAAGGACUCCCAGUUGACACUCAGCAGAAAUAUGGUGCAGGAACCAAUAAACAACACGUUACCACAAAAAACACGGCAAAACUUGAUAGGGAAACUGAAGAACUCAAACAUGACAAAGUGCCACUCGAUUUGGGAAAACUUAUUAUGCAAGGGCGACAGGCUAAAGGAAUGAGUCAGAAAGACUUGGCUACUAAGAUAUGUGAGAAACCGCAAAUCGUCAACGACUACGAGGCAGGUCGAGGUAUUCCCAACAAUGUGGUCCUUGGGAAAAUAGAGAGGGCAAUUGGACUGAAACUCCGAGGCAAGGAGCGCGGCCAACCUCUACAGCCUCCCGGAGCUAAGAAAUAAUGGAUUCCCUGGGAGGCGAAGACUCAUAUCCAAUUUGUUUUACUGCAUAAUAGGUUUUUAUUAUUUGUCCGUUCAUUGUUUUGCACAUUUUCAAUGAUAAUAUUUAGUAAAACAAAAAUGUAAACAAGCAUUUAUAUUCAGUCUGGAAUGUUCUGUGAUGUGCUGACCUUCUACAAAACUUAUCACCACAUGUUUAGUAUGUGUAUACUUUGAGAAUAAACAUAGUUAAAAUGUG
Molecule: messenger RNA, 797 nt
Organism: Plutella xylostella (diamondback moth)
Lineage: Eukaryota; Metazoa; Arthropoda; Insecta; Lepidoptera; Plutellidae
Gene: mbf1
Product: multiprotein bridging factor 1
Cellular component (GO): nucleus
Molecular function (GO): DNA binding
Source: RefSeq, a predicted model, not a curated record